AAUUGUGUGUUUUAUCAACAUUAUAACAUUCUUUACAGUUUACUUGCUGAUUUAUUUAUAUCCGUCAUAAAGCGACUAUCAGAUUUCAAAUCUGUUAAACUCUCAAUUUGUUAUCUCAAUGGCUGUAACCGUCGCUAAUGGCUACGGUUUCCUUUUGUGUUUUCCACUGUCCACUGCAACAUGUUUCUCAAGCUUCAGGUGUUUCUGUUUGCUCCAAUUUUGUACUCGAUAGUUUCCAUAUGCAGAGUGGAAGCUCGAUCUUCGUCGGCCUCGGAUUCUUUUGAGACAGCUGACAUCUUUCACAGAUUACAGAUUUACACUGAAAAUGCGCCCAAACCAGUUGGCCCUUACAGUCAGGCCAUACAAUUUGGCCGCACGGUGUACGUCUCCGCAGUGCUAGGCUUGGAUAAGGAGACCAAGAAGAUAGUACCCGGCGGAGCAGAGGCGGAGGCUAAACAGGCUCUGGACAACCUGUCGGCCAUCUUAGACGAAGCCAAUACACACUUUGCUAAUGUUUUGAAAACUACUGUGUAUCUUCAUGACAUGAACGAUUUUCUGGCAGUCAAUCGAAUGUACAAAGAGUAUUUCCGACAUCCGUAUCCUGCUAGAACGACACUUGAAGUAUCAAAACUGCCCUUGGGAGCUAAGGUAGCCAUUGAAGCCAUUGUUGGUCUAACGGAUUCAUGGAGUGUGAAGCAUGCCACGACAACUGACGCUACUGGAGCUACGGAGAAAUCUCUGGAAGAAAUCCACAUGUAA
Macrosteles quadrilineatus (aster leafhopper) is the source of this 759-nucleotide messenger RNA. RefSeq names its product 2-iminobutanoate/2-iminopropanoate deaminase-like. The record is from RefSeq and is a predicted model, not a curated record. The transcript has 6 exons. Gene Ontology annotation, cellular component: cytosol. NCBI's taxonomy places the organism in Eukaryota, Metazoa, Arthropoda, Insecta, Hemiptera, Cicadellidae. Gene Ontology annotation, molecular function: deaminase activity. The coding region runs from base 181 to 759 and encodes 192 amino acids.